AUGGGCUCCCAUCCAAACUCCAGCGAACACAUCCUCAUCACGGGCGCAGGCGGCUUCAUAGGCCAGGAACUCGCCAAUUCUCUACUAGCAUCCAAUACAAGCGUUCAUCUCACACUCGCGGACGUAUUCGAGCCGCCAAGUGCAGAUUCAUCUCGCACGAAAUCAGUCAAAGCCGAUCUCACCAGCCCCGCAGCCGUAGACUCUUUACUGUUCACCCAACAGUGGAGCGCUUGCUACCUACUCCACGGCAUCAUGUCCGGCGGCGCAGAAGCAAAUCUCGACCUCGGACUCGCCGUAAACAUCGACUCCCACCGCCUGACCCUGGACCACCUCCGGAAGUACCAGCCCGGCGUCGUCGUCGUAUUCCCGUCUUCACUAGCAGUAUACGGCCCACCGGAAUCGCCUGACCAGCAGUACGACGAGAAAACUAUUCCAGUACCGCAGUCUUCGUAUGGGGCGGAGAAGCUUAUCGUUGAAACGCUGGUGAACGAUUACUCCCGCCGCGGACUUAUCGAUGGGCGGGUGGUGAGAUUACCCACCGUCAUUGUAAGGCCUGGUGCACCUUCAGCUGCGGCUUCGAGUUUUGCAUCGGGGAUUGUAAGGGAGCCGCUAAAGGGGCUGCAAUCGACACUGCCUGUAAGCAAGGACCUCGCGAUGUGGGUGUGUUCGCCCAAGACGGUAGUGAAGAAUUUGGUCGCUAUCAAAGAUGUCCCGAAGGAGAGAUUUGCGAAGAAUCGGGGACGCGUGGUCAACUUACCAGGACAGACGGUCACGGUGGGCCAGAUCUUAGACGCAUUGGGCGAGGUCGGCGGCGAGAAGGCAUUGCAACUGAUAGAAAAGAAGCAUGAUCCGAAGGUAGAGGCGAUUGUUGCGAGUUGGCCGGCGAGAUUUGACAUCUCGUUAGCGAAGAAACUGGAUAUGGCGGGGGAUAUCAGUCUGAAGGAAGAGGUGCAGAGUUUUGCUGCGAAUCUCCAGUCAUAG
Messenger RNA from Didymosphaeria variabile, 981 nucleotides. RefSeq lists its product as uncharacterized. NCBI's taxonomy places the organism in Eukaryota, Fungi, Ascomycota, Dothideomycetes, Pleosporales, Didymosphaeriaceae. The transcript has a single exon. The coding region runs from base 1 to 981 and encodes 326 amino acids. The record is from RefSeq and is a predicted model, not a curated record.